Trichechus manatus latirostris (Florida manatee) is the source of this 10449-nucleotide messenger RNA. It is a transcript of the gene SPAG9, whose product is annotated as sperm associated antigen 9. The record is from RefSeq and is a predicted model, not a curated record. Gene Ontology annotation, biological process: vesicle-mediated transport. Lineage: Eukaryota; Metazoa; Chordata; Mammalia; Sirenia; Trichechidae. Gene Ontology annotation, cellular component: cytoplasm. Gene Ontology annotation, molecular function: kinesin binding; JUN kinase binding; signaling receptor complex adaptor activity. The transcript is spliced from 27 exons. The coding region runs from base 709 to 4242 and encodes 1177 amino acids.
UUUGUUGUGCAUUUUGCCUUAAGAAAAAGCGAAAUAAAUAAUCUGUUUAUUUCAGUUUUUCUCUGUUUUUAAUCCUGGAACAAUAGUUAGGGUUAUUCAAAAAGCUCUCCCCUGUGAUUGGAAUGCUAUAGGAGAGAAUAACAUAGAAAAAUAGGAACAGCCUUCACUAUUAAAAAGAUAAAUUAUGAGACAUGCCAUAUUAGCAGCAUAUUGAGAUAUUUGACUGUUUUCUAAUACUUGAGGAGAUUACACUAGGCUUAAAUUUUUCUGAUUUGUGGGGAUGUUGAAAAAUGUUCCUUUCUCCUGUAUGUAAUUGGUUUAAAGUCCUUUUUGUUAUAGAGAGGCAUGUUUGAAAGGGCUAGCGAGCCGUUUGUUUGUUGUAGGAGUGUGAAUAAAUUAUGUAGAUCUCCGGGCAUUGUAGCCAAUGAGCUAAGCCAGGACUUUUAGUGGAGGGGAAAAUAGUCAAUAGGCUGGCUGUCUCUCUGGGUUGCUGCAUAAAUGCUAGGAGCAGCAGCUCUAUGGUUAUGAGGCGGGGAGAGCGGGGUGAUGUCAUUGCCUCGGAGCUGCUGCAGGAUGGAGUGGAAAGCUGCUGCUGAUGGCAUUGUUUUUGUAGCAGCAGCUGAAUGACAGAUCCUUACUACAAAGAUAUCCCUUUGGCCCCUGUGUAGGCCUCCUGGUUCCGGUGUUUCACCAUGCCAGCACAGCGCCAUGAGUCCUGGAUGCAUGCUGCUGUUUGUGUUUGGCUUUGUUGGCGGGGCGGUGGUCAUUAAUUCUGCUAUUUUAGUAUCUCUCUCUGUUUUGCUGCUUGUGCACUUUUCUAUUUCUACCGGUGUGCCGGCUCUGACGCAGAAUCUACCAAGGAUACUCAGAAAAGAACGCCCUAUAUCUUUAGGGCUUUUCUCAUUGCCUGCUGGAGAUGGAUUGCUUACACCUGACACUCAGAAAGGAGGUGAGACCCCUGGAUCAGAGCAGUGGAAAUUUCAGGAUUUAAGUCAACCACGUUCUAAUACCAGCCUAAAGGAUGAGCUUUCUGAUGUUAGCCAAGGAGGAUCUAAAGCUACCACUCCAGCAUCAACAGCUGCUUCAGAUGUGGCAACAAUUCCUACUGAUACUCCCUUAAAAGAGGAUAGUGAAGGAUUUGUGAAGGCUACAGACACAUCAGAUAAGUCUGAGAUAAGCAAACAUAUUGAAGUACAAGUAGCCCAAGAAACUAGAAAUGCAUCAACUGGCUCUGCUGAAAAUGAGGAGAAGUCCGAAGUUCAAGCAAUCAUUGAAUCUACUCCUGAGUUGGAUAUGGACAAAGAUCUCAGUGGAUAUAAAGGCUCAAGCACUCCUACCAAAGGCAUAGAGAACAAAGCGUUUGAUCGCAAUACGGAAUCUCUCUUUGAAGAACUAUCUUCAGCUGGCUCAGGCCUAAUUGGAGAUGUGGAUGAAGGAGCAGAUUUACUAGGAAUGGGUCGUGAAGUUGAGAAUCUUAUAUUAGAAAAUACACAGUUGUUGGAAACCAAAAAUGCUUUGAAUGUGGUGAAGAAUGAUUUGAUAGCAAAAGUAGACGAACUGACCUGCGAGAAAGAUGUGCUGCAAGGGGAAUUGGAGGCUGUGAAACAAGCCAAACUGAAGCUAGAGGAAAAGAACAAAGAAUUGGAGGAAGAGCUUAGGAAAGCUCGUGCAGAAGCUGAAGAUGCAAGGCAAAAAGCAAAAGAUGAUGAUGAUAGUGAUAUUCCCACAGCACAGAGGAAGCGGUUUACUAGAGUAGAAAUGGCCCGCGUUCUAAUGGAGAGAAACCAGUAUAAAGAGAGACUGAUGGAGCUUCAGGAAGCUGUUCGAUGGACAGAGAUGAUUCGGGCAUCAAGAGAAAAUCCAGCUAUGCAGGAAAAAAAAAGGUCAAGCAUUUGGCAGUUUUUCAGCAGACUUUUCAGCUCCUCAAGUAACACUACUAAGAAGCCUGAACCGCCUGUUAAUCUGAAGUACAAUGCACCAACCUCUCAUGUUACUCCUUCUGUCAAGAAAAGAAGCAGCACCUUAUCUCAGCUCCCAGGGGAUAAGUCCAAAGCCUUUGAUUUCCUUAGUGAAGAAACUGAAGCUAGUUUAGCCUCGCGCAGAGAACAAAAGCGAGAACAGUACCGUCAGGUAAAGGCACAUGUUCAGAAGGAAGAUGGUAGAGUGCAGGCUUUUGGCUGGAGUCUGCCUCAGAAGUACAAACAGGUAACCAAUGGUCAAGGGGAAAAUAAGAUGAAAAAUUUACCUGUGCCUGUCUAUCUUAGACCCCUGGAUGAAAAAGAUGCAUCAAUGAAGCUGUGGUGUGCUGUUGGCGUCAAUUUAUCUGGUGGGAAGACCAGAGAUGGUGGUUCUGUUGUUGGAGCAAGUGUGUUUUACAAGGAUGUUACUGCUUUGGAUACAGAAGGUGGAAAACAGCGAAGUGCAUCUCAGAGUAGUUUGGAUAAGUUAGAUCAGGAACUUAAGGAACAGCAGAAGGAGUUAAAAAAUCAAGAAGAAUUAUCCAGUCUAGUCUGGAUCUGUACCAGCACUCAUUCAGCUACAAAAGUUAUCAUUAUUGAUGCUGUUCAACCAGGCAACAUUCUCGACAGUUUCACUGUUUGCAACUCACAUGUUCUGUGUAUUGCCAGUGUACCAGGAGCAAGAGAAACAGACUAUCCUGCAGGUGAAGAAAUUUCAGAGUCUAGUCAGGUAGACAAAGCAUCUUUAUGUGGAAGCGUGACAAGCAAUAGCUCAGCAGAAACAGACAGCCUAUUGGGAGGGAUCACAGUGGUUGGUUGUACCACAGAAGGUGUGACAGGAGCUGCCACUUCACCUAGUACCAACGGUGCUUCUCCAGUGACAGAAAAACCACCAGAAACGGAAGCAGAAAAUAGCGAGGUUGAUGAAAAUGUUCCAACAGCAGAAGAAGCAACUGAAGCCACAGAGGGCAAUGCAGGGUCAGCUGAAGACACAGUGGACAUCUCCCAAACUGGAGUAUACACAGAGCAUGUCUUUACAGAUCCUUUGGGAGUUCAAAUCCCAGAAGACCUCUCCCCAGUGUAUCAGUUAAGUAGUGACUCAGAUGCAUAUAAAGAUCAAAUAUCAGUAUUGCCAAAUGAACAAGACCUGGUGAGAGAAGAAGCCCAGAAAAUGAGCAGCCUUUUACCAACCAUGUGGCUUGGGGCUCAGAAUGGCUGUUUGUAUGUCCAUUCAUCUUUAGCCCAGUGGAGGAAAUGUCUGCAUUCCAUUAAACUUAAAGAUUCGAUUCUCAGUAUUGUACAUGUGAAAGGAAUUGUGUUAGUGGCACUAGCUGAUGGUACCCUUGCGAUUUUUCACAGAGGAGUUGAUGGACAGUGGGAUUUGUCAAACUAUCACCUGUUAGACCUUGGACGGCCUCACCAUUCCAUCCGCUGCAUGACUGUAGUACAUGACAAAGUCUGGUGUGGCUAUCGGAACAAAAUCUACGUGGUCCAACCGAAGGCCAUGAAAAUAGAGAAAUCAUUUGAUGCACACCCCAGGAAGGAGAGCCAAGUGCGGCAGCUUGCAUGGGUGGGUGAUGGCGUAUGGGUCUCUAUUCGUUUGGAUUCCACACUCCGUCUCUAUCAUGCACACACUUACCAGCACCUACAGGAUGUGGACAUUGAGCCUUAUGUAAGCAAAAUGUUAGGUACUGGAAAACUGGGCUUCUCUUUUGUGAGGAUCACAGCUCUUAUGGUGUCUUGUAAUCGUUUGUGGGUAGGGACAGGAAAUGGUGUCAUUAUCUCCAUCCCAUUGACAGAAACCGUAAUCCUCCACCAGGGACGUUUACUGGGGCUGAGGGCAAAUAAAACCUCAGGAGCACCAGGUAAUCGUCCUGGAAGUGUAAUCCGUGUAUAUGGUGAUGAAAACAGUGAUAAAGUGACUCCAGGGACAUUUAUACCUUAUUGUUCAAUGGCUCAUGCACAGCUCUGCUUCCAUGGGCACCGGGAUGCUGUGAAAUUCUUUGUGGCAGUCCCAGGUCAAGUCAUCAGCCCACAAAGUGGCAGUAGUGGCACCGAUCUUGCAGCUGACAAAGCAGGGCCAUCUGCACAGGAGCCUGGCAGCCAGACGCCCUUGAAGUCUAUGCUGGUCAUCAGUGGAGGAGAGGGCUACAUUGACUUCCGCAUGGGUGAUGAAGGUGGAGAAUCAGAACUUCUCGGAGAGGAUCUUCCACUUGAACCUUCUCUUGCCAAAGCAGAAAGGAGUCACUUGAUAGUGUGGCAAGUGAUGUAUGGCAGUGAGUGAGGAAACAGAUGAAUGUGGGGAAGCCGUCUCUUCUGCAUGGUUUAUUUUUCUCUUUCCCCCUUUAUUUAAUGCUCUUUUUGUGAAAUAAGUUUCACCACAUAAUGUAUGAGCAUUUUUUCCCAGUUAACUUUAUAUUACAAAAUCUGUCCACCAUAACAAUACAGGAGCUAGCUGUUUUACUGCACCAGUGUUAUAGGCAAUUUCAGUAUGUUAUGAACAAAUCAAAGAAUGUUUACUUGCUGCAACCUGGUGAACUACAGAAAGCAAUCCAGAUGUGGUUUACUCUGCCAUGGUCUAAUGUCAGUCACUUUGUUCGAUGGGGUCACUUUUCAGCUGUCACUAAUAAUGGAAUUAAUGGAAAACACUUAAUAAAUUAAACUGUACCACUAAGUACAAUAGCAGAGUUUUCCCCAAAGUAUUAUAAAACUGACACAAACUAAUAUCAGGUGGAUUAUCAGGAUUUAUCUAAAUGUCUUGAGAGAGCUAAAAGCUAACUGUAAAUGACUUUACCUUUCACUUUCAAAUCUGACAAAUCUUGUUUAUAUCGUAUAUAAACCAUUGUUUUCAUCAGAUUUUGGGGGGGUUUAUAUUAAAGAAAUUAAGACAACACUAUUGAAAUAAAAGCUUCCUGUUUCUGACUUACUAGAGCUCUAAAGUCUAUGAGGCCUGCUUCUCUGAUCCUUUUUUUCUUGAGACUAGACUCAUUUUCAUACUGACAUGUCUAGAAAGUUUAUUAUUUAUAAAACUUAAAAGAUCCUCUUCAGCACUGAGAGGAUUUUUAAAAAGGAAAUUGUGUUUCGUAUUCCUCAUACCAGAGGAUGGACGUGGCUGGCUGAGUUUUUUCUAUGUGAAAAUUCCCCUGUUCACCAGCUGUUCCUGCACUGCUCUUACCUGGUAGUAAGAGUGAGGAAAGAUGUAGAGGUGAUGGAGCCUGGCCUAACCAACUGAAUGAGGGAUAUGACUAGAAAAGGAUUUUUUCUGUUCUGUAUAAAACUGUAGAACAGCCAGUGCUUGGUAUUUUGUAUGUAAAUAACACAUUUAAGCUUUUGUGCCCUUUUGAAAUUAAAAUGUCAUCUUCAAAAGGGAAAACUUUGUAAGGGAUAAAAACAAAGCUAAGAUAUCAUAAAGUAAAGAUUGACAUUACAUCUUUUUAUUCACAAGGCCCAUUUUAAAAAAUAGAUUAGAAUCUAGUUUUAACUGAUUUUCCUGUUUAAUAAGUUUUUAAAAACACAGAGCUGCAAUUUUUUCCCUCUCAAGCUUCUUGAAAAUGCGAUUUACCGUUUCUUAUCCAUUGAUUUAAGCAAAGCUGAAUGUAAAUUCAAGUGCUAUUUUUUUAAACAUAAACCUAUAAAAUAAAGCCCUUCCCCCUAAUCAUCAGAAAGAUUACUUCAAAAAAAGAAAAAAAAAACCACAAAUCUCAGAUUGCUUAAGCAUUCUUAAGUACCAAGGGUUUUUUCUGGACUAUCAUGCAAAGAUAUAUGUAAAAAGUACAUCAGUGACUUUUAUUCAUAUAUGUGCUUAGGCUAGAUUUACAAAAUACAUGAGAUUUAAUGAGCUGGAGGAGGCCUUUGGUUCCAUGUGGCCACAUGUGUCUAAGCACAUUGUGUAUACAAUAAAAUUGUGGCCACUUUAAAUAGCUAGAAGAAAAAACUCUUUUGGUAAAAGCUGCAUUAAAAGGAUAAUUUUUUUGCUACAGCUACUUAGUCAUUUUUCUUUAGGGCACUAAAACUUAGGCCACUUUUCCAUAGCUUGUUUGCUAUGUUUUCAUUUUACUUUAAGUCAGAGGCAUUUUUGGCAGUACCUUAAAAAGCAUUAUUAAACAUUUAUUGGAAAUGUUGUAUAAGUUCACAAGAGAGAGACACCAAAGUGUUUGGGAUUUCUAGUCCCAAGAAAUAAACAUCCUAGAGUCAGACCCACUUGCUGUUGUUUUGCCUUUUACAUGUUUGUAUGACUGAAUGUAAUUUGGGGAAUCAGGAGUUAAAGAUGAAAAAUGCAAACAUGUUACAAUGUUUGUAAUUGCUCUUUUUAAACCUACUGGCUUUAGUUAAAGGUAUAUAGGUGUGUAAUUAUUUUAUCUAAAGAUGUCAGAUUAUUUGUGGCCCCGUUACAUCAUUUCAGGGACCAGAGAGGAUUCAAAUGCCUGUACAGUUUUAACAGCUUGUACUUGUGUUUGUCAUUUCAGUUAAACAUUUUCUUCGUAUUGCUUCACACACACACACCACCUCACCCCAAGAACAGGUUUAUAUUCUUGUAUUGUUCAUCUUGGUCCAGAUGGUAGCCUUUGGGAGAAAACGCCAAAAUGUAAGCUUUUGCAAGCAGCAAAGAGGGUGUAAUCUGCCUGUAGCUACCAUGUCAGGGGCAGAGAAGAGGCUUGAGUACCCAUGGUUGGUAUCUGUGUAAAAAAAUUUUACUCUUAUAGGAAGAAAGAAGGGAUACCCGAGGAUUCUCAUUUUGUUGCACUUGGGUCAUGUAUGAGGCUGAACCAUAUGAAAUUGCUGAUAUUUGACCAUUGGUGAUCUACAAAAAAGGCAAUAUCAUAUGCAUCAACCUAAUACUUACUGUAAAUUCAGGUUAAAAUCCCUGUGAGGCAAAGGGAGAAUGUUCUCUACGAACUCAGUUUUGAGAGUGUUUUCUCUAACUCAUGUGGAUCUAAAUUUUUAAAAUAGGAACGAAUCUUUUAAUAGCUACAGCUUGUUGAGAGUAUAAAACAAUUUUGAGCACAAAAUAUGCAGCACAUAAUUUUUCAGAUUAAGUGCAUUUGCAUAGAAAAGCUGAAAAUAACAGUCUCUUGGCUGUUGUGUUGUUCAUUUCUUGUAAAGGUCUUCCUGUAUUUGAGAAUAGACCCUUCAACAUAGGCUGCCUUCGUAACAAAACAAAACAAAAAAUGUCUCUACUGUUUUAAAGAAUGUGUGUCGUGCAAAUGCUGUGGAACUGAGUAUUUAUUUCCUUGUGAGUAUUAUGAUGGUUACCAAAGGACUCAGCCAGACUUAGCACUCUUCUUCAUUGAUCAUGUUGAGAAAGGGACUCAUUUGGUCCCAGUUUGUAACAUGGGAAAAGUAGGAGGAGAGAGAAUUAAAUGUAGAAAUCAUAAAUGCUUUCUAACAGGGUUAUGCUAUAUUGUAACACUAAGUGUCUUUUUUCUUUCUCUUAAAAAAUUAAGUUUUUAUUAUUAAUUUUGUCAUAAUUUCUUAAUAUUUGAAUAUAUUUUAACCAUUUAUGUUCUAAAUUUGUUUUUUGUCCUAGACAUUUUAUCCAAAAUUUUACUUGCCUCUAUAAUCUGAAAAAUGGGUACUAGCGUCCCACUUGCUGUCUGUUAGAGGCCAAGGCUUCAUUUCUACGAGCAAAAAGCUCACUUAGCAGUGUAGUUAUUUCAGUAUUUAUUUCUAUUAUGGAACCCCUGGGGUUCGGAAUGUAACUUUGUACAUGAAAUAUAUAUAAAUAUGUAUAUGAAACAUGUAUGAGGUUGAGUGUGUUUUGUUUUUGCCUUUCACUCGGGAACCUCAACUUGGUUCUUAUUUGAAAGUCAAGUAAUCUCCCCCAUCAGACACGUCGCUUCUGAGGAUCAGGACUGUCGCCAUUUGGCACUGGCUGAAGGUGAGCAGUGGGGAAUACUCAUGAAGAACAUGUCUGCUUGGCUCACGUGUUCGAAUGAGACAAUUGGGCUUUCUAGAAAUGUGGAAGCUCUGAGUCACAAUCCACACAUGAUACUAAGGUAUAGCGUUUGCCAAAUUACUCAGUAAUAAUAGGCAGGUUGUAAUGUACAUUUUAAUAAUAUGGUGUGCUUAUUUGGGAUCCACUUGUGGGAGAUUCUGAAAGGAAGGAUGAUUAUAAAACUAAUCAUGUGUUAGCACAUUGUGAAUCCAUAUUCAGUGCAGCGGUAUUUAAUCUAGUGUAUAUUGUCUAUGUCUACGAGAAUCACGGAGGUCUAACGUGAUGGUAAAAGCAGCCCUGAAUGGCACGUUAGUAGAACCGUUCACUAGAUGAAGGCACAGCCAUCUGUCCAGUGAGGUAGAUACUCUAGAAUAUGAUGAAUAGCCUGGCUUAUUCCUAGACUUUACAGGAUCUUACUCUAACUGCCCUUUGUCCUCUGGGGCCUGCCAAGUCAUUGUUUUGGAAACUGAUUAAUUCUUUUGAGCCUCAUUCAGACAUCUUCCUGAUCUGGCCUGUCUAGUGAGAGGCAAGAGUGGCCAUGAAGGACAGGAACAUCAGUUUUAAUUUUGUUGGGGGAACAGGGCAGGAGUGCUCCUCAUAACUGAACUGUAGCCUGCAAUCCCCCCUCCCCAGCAGUAGAACUGUCUUCCAAACCUUAGUGGAGCAAUAUUGCUUAAGCCUGCAAGCUCUUCCUUAAUCAACCCCAGACCCUCAUGUUCAGUGUGGGUGUGAAAACCCUGGCUAUCACAAAAAGCCAUGGAUUUAAUUUUCAGCAGCUGCCAAUUUGUUAGGAAAGCGCUAUCAAGGUUUUAUAGUUAGGGGGGGCUUCUCAGAAUGCCUUAAAUAUUAGAUAAUUAAUACAAUUUAGUUUUAAAUUCAUUUUCUUUAGUGGUAUAGUGGGAAAGACGGCUGCAGACCUAGGUUCUGCCCCUACAGUGACCCCGAGCAAAUCACUUUAACACAGCAUACCCCAGAAUCACCUACAAAGGCAUAAAACUCCACCCCAGACCUAUUGAAUUGGACUGUCUUUGCGGGGUCUGACCCAGCCAUCUGUACAGUGUCGUAGGUAAGUAAUAUGUAGCUUAGAUUGAGGGAUAGUGCUUUAAUAUCUGGGACCUUAGUUCUCUCAUUUAUUAAAGGAGAAUGGUUUAGCCGGCUGAACUAAAAAAAUCCUAGCUCUAAAUAUCCCUGGCCUAUGACCCUAGUUCUGAUAUGCCUUGGUUUGUUGGCUCUACAGAGUAGAACCAUACCUGAUUGCAGUCCCAGGGUUGCCCAAUCCGCAUGAAGCCAUGGGGUAGUUUACUUUUUAAACAUCCAAGUAUCUGGUGGGUAGGAUUUGAUUUCUUAGAAUUUCCAACUUAUCAGAAUAGCACUUUAUGAAAGACGCCAGAUAGUUCAGCUCCUUCCUGUUAGCCCCGAACAAGCAGAGCAUCGACUCCCAGCCACAGACAAAGGGUGUGAUGAUUCGAUUUGAGGCCUCAAGGAGAAGGGGACAGACAAGCCCCAGCUCGGUGAUAGCUCUUCUCCCAGGGACAGGAAACUUGCUUAAAAGCUGCAGUUCUCAACCAGGCCAGGAGAGGGGAGGGUGGCCAGAAUCACCCGGGGAACUUUUCCAUAAUACACGUUUUUUCCUUCUUCCUUUUGGAAGUAUCAGACUCUACUGGUGUAUUUGGAAAAAAAUAGUUACCCAGAUGAUGCUGAUCCUCCCAUAGCGAGCAGCUGUAUAAGAGGAACUCGGGAGCCAGCCCAGCUGCAUUCACAGCAUCUGUUUUCCAGGAGCACAAAGCUUCAUUCAUUCUUAGCUGGUUAUAACCAGCACAUGGUGACCUGCCAGCAGGCUUACCCCAGGUUUAACCUAAUACCCUUUCCUUUUUUGUUCACAGAUAAAGGAAGUUUGGGCUACUUUGAACUUACUGGUACAAUAAAAGCUUAAAGGUCUAUUUCAUCUCCCAUUAGUCCACGUUCACUUGGCAAGACUCUUUGAGGAUUUUUCAUGGAGAAAAGCCAUAACCCUUUAAUUGUUAUCAUGACUGACUUCUGUUUGCAUAACGUGUAACACUUUUUAAAAAGUAUUUACCCCAUAAAUUUGCAUGUGACCCACAGAGCAACCCUCUGGGAGUGUAUUAUUAUCGUCAGGUGAUCCAGAGGCCUGGCCAGAGGAAGGGCCUUGCCCACUGGUAAACAGGUCCAACUGAGAUGAGUGAAGCCUCAAGUUUCUAGUUGGAGGGUGUAACGAGAUUAACUCAACACUAGAGGUUACUUCAGGGUGUUGGGGAAAGUACUAGAUCUCAAGUCAGAAGACCUGGGUUUGAAUCCUGGCUCUAUCAUUUCCUAAUUUUGUGACCCUUUACUAGUCACUUAACUAUUCAGUUUCCUUAAUGUAAAAAAGAGAAUAGCAUCUCCAAAGGGUUCUUUCCUUGGCUAAAUAAUUUGUGUGGUAGCAAUCAGCAUGCCAUCUGCCCCUAGUAGGCCCUGAACAGCAGACUUAUGAAGUUUAUAGGUGUUAGGUGUGUGAAGAUGAGUUAGACACAGUUCCUACCCUCAAAAAAAAAAAAA